Nematostella vectensis (starlet sea anemone) is the source of this 2315-nucleotide messenger RNA. RefSeq names its product membralin. The record is from RefSeq and is a predicted model, not a curated record. Bases 150 to 1889 code for a protein of 579 amino acids. Gene Ontology annotation, biological process: positive regulation of ERAD pathway; response to endoplasmic reticulum stress. Gene Ontology annotation, cellular component: endoplasmic reticulum. Lineage: Eukaryota; Metazoa; Cnidaria; Anthozoa; Actiniaria; Edwardsiidae. The transcript has 12 exons.
CUUCGUAUUUCCUUUUCGAUGUGUUGUCUACAUGAUGGAGUUUCGUAGCCACGAUAGAGGGAAACACAACAAUUACACGGCCUUUGAAGCCGUUUUAUUUUCACAUAACACCGUGUAAGAUCCCCCAAGGAACGGUGUCAUCACUAACCAUGCCAGUGGAAGCAGGAAACCCGCUUAUCCAUGCAAGAGAUAGAUUAUUUCGGGCGCUGUUUUUCAAAAUGGCGCUUAUGUAUGCGAGGUCCUUUCCUCCACUUGUUCGUGCUCUCCUCGAGAUGGGUGUUCUCAUUAAGGCAUUGACAUGCUUCAUCAUCUUGGCCUAUAUACAUAAUGCGUUUUCUAGAACGCCUAUAGACUGUUUGGACCAUGUAAAAUCUACAUGGCCACGGGAUGGCGUCCUACGGGUCACCAUAAAAAGAACUGCUCCCCUGACUCGUCUCCCUGAUAAUGACAAUAGCACUAUUAUGAACAGUACUUUAUCGGAAAAGCUCAAUAGUAGUAUAGACUGGAAUAUUACAGAGCUGAAGGACUCUCAUGAGAAAGAAAACAAGUCUAUUAACUUGACCUACAGGCUAUAUGGCGAUGUAAAACCUCAGCACAGUCAGCUGCCGGUCAGAAACACUGAGGUUCAUAGUACACUUGAUUUACUGAGCCAUAAAGAGGAGGAAGAGAAAAAAGAAGAAUAUUGCAUGGAGUAUGCAUUGGAGUAUGGGUUUCUAAGACUUUCCACAGAGACCCGCAAGCGCCUCAACAUAACUGUCAUGACAGUCAAACUAAAUCCAGAGGAAGAGCAGUGCUUUGGUGACACACUCAGCCGUUUCUUGUUGGAUGAGUUCCUCGGAUAUGAUGACGUGCUGAUGUCAAGUAUUAAAAGGCUUGCCGAGCAUGAAGACAACAAAGGUUAUCUGAGGAAUGUAGUGACUGGAGAUCACUUCAGAUUUAUCAGCAUGUGGAUGGCACGCAGCUCUUAUCUUGUUGCGCUGGUCCUCAUGUUCAUAUUUACCAUAUCAAUAUCAAUGUUGUUGAGGUAUUGUCAUCAUCAGAUUUUCAUAUUCAUUGUGAAUCUCCUUCAAAUGCUGGAUCUCAAUGUCACCAUAGCAUUUCCUGCAGCUCCUCUCUUCACUGUUAUUUUGUCUCUAGUUGGUAUGGAGGCGAUCAUGUCUGAAUUUUUUAAUGACACUACAACAAGCUUCUAUAUUAUCCUCAUUGUCUGGACGGCUGACCAGUAUGAUGCCAUUUGCUGUCAUACUCAACAAAGCAAGAAGUUUUGGCUUCGGUUCUUCUACAUGUACCAUUUUGCAUUUUAUGGUUACCACUAUCGCUUCAAUGGACAGUACUCAGGCCUGGCUCUAGUGACUUCAUGGCUAUUUAUUCAGCACUCAAUGCUGUUUUUCUUCCACCACUAUGAGCUACCAGCCAUCCUCAGUCAGGCUCAGCAGUUGGACCCUGAGGAAGACCCCCUAGCUGACCCCAUAGCCAUGCUGACGGAUGAGGUGCAAGUCCCCCCAGCAGAACCUCACCCAGCACCAGCUGUCAAUCACCAGGCCCCAGGGCAAGCCACCAUUCAGAACAUGGUUGCGGACCAGGAUAGGACUUUUACGCAGCCCCAAGAAAGUGCCAGUGACGCUAGAAGGGAAAUAGGAGAUGGGAUUGCCUUUUUUAGUCUACAAGAUGAAGUUGCAGAAGCCACGCUGAGAAGUCGACACAAUGGCUCUUUACCAAUUACAUCCACUGCGCCCCUGCAAAAUUCUGUCCCUGGUAUCCCCACAGAGGAACGCUUACAGACAGUACCUGGAACGUCGUCCGUAGGGGCUCAGCAAGCAGGUGUUGGGACAUCCAUGGCUGAAAGACAGGAGGGCGAAAAACCCAAGACAGGUACAUUUACAGAGUAAAGUUGUUGCGCUUGCGCACUACGGAGAAAAAUAAUCCCACGGCUGUCGUACCGUCAGCAGCAACCGUUGUCAAGCCAACGUCAAUCAAAACAUGCUCUUAUGGAAACAUUAACCCAUGUGCCGUGAAGGACACGCUCUGGAGCAAAAUAUUAUGGAUGAGCUGUUAAUCAGAACGAUGUGUGAGCAGUGUAAACGAGGAGUCACAGGGAAUUCUGGUUAGACUCAUCCGGGAACUUAACUCGUUAUGGACACACUGCGCAUGUGCUGUUGUACAGAGGACAAACAGUGCAAGGAGCCACUUCAAUAAAUCAAAGAGAGAUAAAGUAUGGUAAUCUCACUGAGGUUCACAAAGUCAUGAAAAGAGUACAAGCAUAAAGGGUAUAGAGCUUUAUAGUUAUAAAACCGAUAAUAAAGUAGUGGAAACUA